UCAGUCCUCAUUAAACCUAUUUGCUUUCACUUGUUUUUAACCCAUUCUGUGUUUGGGUCUCUUCUCCCCAGUCCCUGCCCUACCUCUUCUGCCCCACGUCACCAUGGCAGUUUCUCUUGGCCCUGUGUCUGAUCCGGGGGCCGAAAUGACCCUCCUGGAAAUCAACCAGGAGCUUCAGUCUCAGCUGGAACAAAGCAAACAGGACUUUCGAGACCUCAAAGAGAAGUUCCUUGUCUCUGAGUCCACCACCUACAUCCUGGCCAACGAGCUGCAAAAAUACAAGUGUGGAGCGUGCAAAGACAUCAUUGAAUCAGUGCUGGGGGAGAAGCUGCAGUUCCAGGAGGGGAAGCUGACAGAGAAGCCAAUGUUAGCGGAGAAGCUCAAGAAAUGUCAUGUCCUAAUCCAAGAUCAGGCUCAAGAGCUGGCCCAGUUACGGCAAACGGUAGAGGAAGGCAAAGAAGUUUCUGUGCUCCUCAAGUACCACUUCACCCACAGGGACCCUGCCGCCUACCAGGGGCAGGGCUUCCAAGACCAACUGGCUAAGGGACGCAGGCUGGUGGAGCGCCUUGCCCAAAAGCUCAGCCCAGAACAUCAUGAACAUGAGGAGCAUGAAGAAGAAAAAGCAUCACUGGACCCCAGGUAACAAGGAAUGCUCAGGGCCUGGAAGAGAAUGGAUGAAAUAUGAGGAUGAUCAUCAAAUGAACAUACCAAGAGGUCAAAAGUAGCCACAGAUUUCAAAUGAAAAAGUAGCAAAAACUGCUGAUUGAAUGAUGACAUUCAUUCAACCAGUAAGGAAAUAGCCUUCUAAAAGGUUGUCCAUUGUCUUUGUGAUACGUGUAAACCUUACCUAAGGGAAAUUAACCAGUCUCGGGGAAUUUGUUGUAGUCACAGAAUCCAUCUGUUCACUCCACUAUGGCUAAAUUCAAGAUGAGAUGCAUAUCUGCUUUCUGCACGAUGGGCUUUAGCUUGUUAGCAGGGAUUUCAUAGCAAGAAAUGUAAUUAGACCCCUCAAAAAUCAUAUCACGUCACAAUAUUGUUAGAAAGAGGUCUAGAAGGCACAAGAUCCCUGGGAAUCUACAAUAUGUCAGGAACCUGUAUUCCCUGGGCUGACGUAUGUAACAUUCAAUACAAUUUCUGCGCAUGGUUGAGCCACUGUUCUGGUUCUCUGUGUCUGCUGAGUGCCAUUGCUGUACCAUACAGGUAGAGUUGAUUCUCCUUCCUCAUUGAGUGCUAUCUGGCCAGUUCACUGAGCACCCACUCCCCUCUUUCCUGCCCUCUGGGGCAGCCACACACUGCCCUCAUCACAGGAGGACUGUUUUCUUUCUCUUUGAGGGGACUGUCCCUUGCCUUCUGUGACCAAUCCCUCCACCUCCAAUCAGGACCACCUGGGACUCUGGCAUGCAAUCCUUCUUGGUUUCAUCAUAUCCUUUUUCCCCUGGCCUGAGCACAGAGCUACAGGAAAACAAGAGAGUGAAUGAAGCCCUGAAGGGCUCAGUGGAUGAAGGCCCUAUGACUUCUUCCAGUCACCAGGACCUGUCUGCUUCCCAUGAGCUUCCCAGCACCAAUGUCUUCUUGUCUGAGGAGCACGCAGACUGUUCUGCACUGGGUGCAGCUACUGAGUACUCCCAUCGUCAAGAGAAGAGAGCUCCAACAGGUCUCCCAGGUAGUGUCCAUAUUCUUUGUGCCCCACACCUCUGUCCAGGUAGAGAGGUGUCAUCUCUGCCAGCUGGCCCUGAAGACUUAUCUUGAUUUGAAUCAGAACCUACGACUCAGUUUUAAGCAUACACAUCAGGUGGGUCAGGUAGUUCAACACUCUUCCGAGUCCCAGGCCAAAUCUCUGUCAUCCCCGUUACCAUGCCUGCUCCACUCCAAACAGCAGUCUCUGUCUCCUCUAAGUUGGCUUGUCCUCAAUAAGGAGCCAUCUAAGUGUCAAAGAUAAACACCUCUUGAAUGGCUCUGGAAUUUUCCCUGAAUGCAUGGCGUGAACCCUGGCACCCUCCACAACUUUGAAUAGCAAGAAUCCUGUUCUCUAGGUGGCACCAAAGAUUCUUUCCAAUUUAUGAGUGAAUAAAUUCCAUCCAUCAGUCUAGUCUCAGUGUAUAACUUCAUCCAAACCAACUGCAGCCAGGAUACCUGAUGGACUAAGAGCUUAAUCUUGCAGCAACAUUUCCAGAAAGCAACUAGAUGAGCUGCUCAUGACCUCUGAAAGAAUAUGUUCACUUUUUGCCCAGGUUCAGGGCAGAGAACAUUGUGAUAUUAAUCUACGAGGUCAGAGACAGUCUGCCCAAUGACUCAGGAAAGGAAGCCUGGUCACUUUCGGAAGACACAACCCGAGGCCUCCUGAAAUAUUCUGAGAAUAUCCUGUUCUCACACUGAGAAUACUUGUGUCCCUGUGUUUAAAUAGGCCCCUGGGUUGGUAAUGUGUCAAGAAGCAACUUUUUUGUGUGACUGGCCCUGUCCGAAUUUAUUUUCAGAAACUCGAAAGGACCAGAAGGAUGAGGAAAGAGAACAGCCAACAGCCCCCAGGUAACUGAUAAUCCUGGCUGUGAAUGCAAUGGUGACAUCUGAAGAUCUCAAAUCCUGGGAAAAGCAGAAAGUGCCAAAUAGACGUAUUUCAUCCAAUCAGACAAGCACGAAUUACCCCUUUUAAGAAUGCUGUCUAUUUUCUUGCGAGUUGUCCUGUUAGUUUCCACUUGGUAUAAAUUUCUCAAGUUUAGGAACCUAGAAUCAGUUUGACACAAGGCAAAGUAACAAAUCUUAGAGAUUUCCUGCACUCAGGGAGACCAUGUGUCCUCUCUUGUUCGGGGAAAACUAAGAUAAGAUGCAUAACUUCUGUCUGCACAUUUGGCCAGUUUCUUGGUGAGAAUUUCAUAGCAUGACAUAUAGCUAGACAAAAAUGUGUAUAUGGUAUUACAGUAUUGAGAGAAACAGGCCUAGAAGGCACAAGACGUCUGGGAGCCCACAAUGCCCCAGGAGCCUUUACUCACUGGGCCUCUGUAAGAAAAGUGGAACAGAAGUUAUGCUUUGGAGUUGUAGGAGCUCCUGUGGUUCUCGUUGUGUGCUCUGUGUCAUGACUGUGCCAUAGAGGAGAGCUGAGUCUCCUUCCUCAUUAACUUGUUAUCUGGACAGGGCAGUGAGCACCUGCCGCCCUCUCUCCCACCACCACGGCAGCGUCACUUAGUUGCAGUCAUACAAGGAUUGUUAUCUUCUUCCUACUUCAAGGGAUGCCCUCUUUACCUUCUGUGACAUCUCCCUUAGUCUUCCAGUCAGAACCAGUUGGGAUGUUGUGGUGUCCAAUCUUUCCUUGUUUAAUAUUCUGUUAUCUUUGUGCCUCUGGGCUCAGCAGGGAGCUCCAGGAGGAGGAAAUGAAUGAUAUGCUCCAGGAUUCUUUGGAUGAACAGUAUUUGACUCUUUCCAGUCACCAUGACUUGUCUGACUCCUGCCUCCCUCCCGAUAGUCCCACCAUCCCAUCUGAUGAGCAUGAAAUCUGCUCUUGUCUGGAUGGAGCCUGUGAGUACUCUAUUGUAAAGAGGACAAGCUCCGAAUGUUCUCCAGGUAGCCUCCAAGUUCUUUGUGCUCACACCUCUGUCCAGGUACAGAAAUGUCUCUUUGAUGGCAGGCCCUGGAGACCCAUCAUGGUUUGAAUCAGAAUCUAAGAUUCAGUUGUAAGCACAGACAUCGGGUGGGUCAAGUAGCUGUACACCCUUCCAAGUCCCAGGUCAAAUCUCUGUCACCCUGGGGCCCAAUGCCAAGUACAGGCUGGUGAACACCAGGUAAACCAGAGUGGGGAGAUUGAAGAGAUCAUAACACGCUUCCAGCCAUGCUGAUGCUUGUGCACAACGGGAGUCUCCAUGAGCUCUUUCUAUAAAGAUGGCCCUCUGAUCUCUCCUGUAAUUUUCUUCCUAAUUGAGUUCCUGAACUGAGCAUUAAUGACUGUCCAAGUAGGGUGGUAGUCUUGCCUAUCUCUUUGGAGAUGUUGUUACCAUGGUUCCUCAGCUCUGAACUCCGGUCUCUCUCACCUCUGAGACAUCUUGUCCUUGCUAAGCAGUCUGCUGAGGAAAAAGACAAAGAUACCUCUGUCUUUCCAUGUCUGGAGUUUGCCCUGAAAUCAAGGCAUGGGCCCUGGUGCCCCCACCUCUAUGAAUCACCCAGGUCCCUGGCCUCUCGAAAGCGCCAAAUAUGCUUUCCUACGUGGGGUGUAUGGAUUCCAUCCAUCAGUCUUGUCUUGGUGUAUAAUCCCAUCUGUCUCACCAAAGACCAGGGUGUCUGCUGGGGCCAAGCUGACUCUUUCAGCAACACCUAUUGAAGGCUGCUGACACGUUCCUUGUGCUUUUGGGGAAGAAAGACAUGUUUAACUGGUUGCUCAACUCAGGGAAGAGGCUAUGGGGAUGACGAUCUACCAGGGCUGGGUCAAUUUGCUUGAUGGCUCAAGAAGGCAAGCCCGGCCGCUUCUCACAAGGCCCAACUUGAGGCCUCCUGCAGUGUUCCUCUCAGAAGACGCUGGUUUUGCUCAAAGAAUAUUGCUAUCCCUGUGCUUGUAUAGUUUGGGGAAGGGAGAGAUGUCUCUGUCCUACUCAAUCGGCACUUUAAGGACCUACUCACUACAAUGACCUUGACAAUGACAAAUAAAAAUGGCAAGCAAUAGGAUAUUGGAGUAUAUCAGGAAGCCAUUUGGUAUAAACCUAAUUCGGCCUGACUUUGUUUUUUCCAAAAGGGCCU
Messenger RNA from Equus caballus (horse), 4719 nucleotides. It is a transcript of the gene REG4, whose product is annotated as regenerating family member 4. NCBI's taxonomy places the organism in Eukaryota, Metazoa, Chordata, Mammalia, Perissodactyla, Equidae. The record is from RefSeq and is a predicted model, not a curated record.